Molecule: messenger RNA, 3520 nt
Organism: Scomber japonicus (chub mackerel)
Lineage: Eukaryota; Metazoa; Chordata; Actinopteri; Scombriformes; Scombridae
Product: NACHT, LRR and PYD domains-containing protein 12-like
Exons: 11
Coding region: 148-3456 (1102 amino acids)
Molecular function (GO): protein binding
Source: RefSeq, a predicted model, not a curated record
GGCUGUUACAGUUUCCUGAUAAACAGGAAAUCAUAAUUACGGGAGUUUCCCUCUGAUCUGAUUGGUUGAUGCUUCAAACACCAGAAACGUUUUACAGAUUAUACUUCUGUUUGUUUUCAUUAUUAAACUCAGACUGAGGAAGAAGAGAUGAGUGAUGAAGAGGAGGAGAUGAGUGAUGAAGAGGAGAGCUGUCAGUCAGUGAAGAGUCACCGCUCCAAAGAUUCACCUGAAUCCUUCAGACAUGAACCUCCAGACACAAAAGAUCAGCGCGACACUCAUAGAGCAGAUUCUUUACCACCCAGUUGUCUUUCUGUGAAGAGUGAUGUCUCUAAAGAAGAGCCUCCAUACUUCAGUGAUGAACCUGGACCCUCAGACUCAAAAGAUCAGCACUACACUCAUAGAGCAGAUUCUUUACCACCCAGUUGUCUUUCUGUGAAGAGUGAUGUCUCUAAAGAAGAGCCUCCAUUCUUCAGUGAUGAACCUGGACCCUCAGACUCAAAUACUCAGGAGCAGCUGUCCUGCUGUUUGUGUCAGGACGUACUGAAGGAUCCAAUCUCUACCAGCUGUGGACACUGGUUCUGCAGACAGUGCAUCACCUCAUACUGGGACCAGUCUGCUUCAUCAGGAGACUCCUCCUGUCCCCAGUGUGCAGAAAGAUCCAGAACCAGACCUGGACUGCAGACAGACAGUCAGACCAGCACUGUACAAAUAGAUGGUCUGCAGGAGGUUUUAGAUGAACAUCAGAUCAGUCUGAGCAGCACAUGUGAAUGUGUGACUCAAGAAACUGAUGAAGCAGGAACUAAAACCUUCCUCAUCAGCAUCUUCACUGAGGUCCACAUCACAGAGGGACAGAGUGAAGAGGUUAAUACCCAACAUGAGGUGAGGCAGCUUGAAACAGCUUCCAAGAUGAAGACCCUCCAUGACGCUCCAAUCAAGUGUCAGGACAUCUUUAAAGUCUUACCUGACCAACAGAAACACAUCAGAGUGGUUCUGAUGAACGGCGUCGCUGGUGUUGGAAAAACCUUCUCAGUGCUGAAGUUCACUCUGGACUGGGCACAGCGCUCCAACAACCAAGAUAUCAGUCUGCUGAUUCUGUUCUCGUUCAGGGCGCUGAACUUGAUCAAAGAUGAGCAGUACAGUCUGCUCAUGCUGAUCCAUGUUUUCUAUCCAACAUUACAGAAGCUCACAGCAGAGAAGCUCGCUGGCUGUAAAGUUCUGUUCAUCUUUGACGGCCUGGAUGAAAGCAGACUUUCACUGGAUUUCAACAACAGUGAGGUCGUGUCUGAUGUCACACAUCCGUCAUCAGUCAGCGUGCUGUUGACAAACCUCAUCCAGGGGAAGCUGCUUCCCUCGGCUCUCAUCUGGAUAACUUCCCGACCUGCAGCAGCCAAUCAGAUCCCUCCUUCAUGUGUGGACAGGGUAACAGAAGUACGAGGCUUCACUGACGCUCAGAAGGAGGAGUACUUCAGGAGGAGAUUCAGUGAUGAAGAGCAGUCCAGCACAAUCAUCUUACACAUCAAGACAUCCAGGAGCCUCCACAUCAUGUGUCACAUCCCAGUCUUCUGCUGGAUCACUGCUACAGUUCUGGACCACAUGUUGACUACAGACCAGAGAGGAGAGCUGCCCAAGACCCUGACUGACAUGUACUCACACUUCCUGCUGGUUCAGACAAAGAGGAAGAAGAACAAGUAUGAUGAGGGACAUGAGACGAGUCCACAGGAGCUGACGGAGGCUGACAGGAACCUUCUUCUGAAGCUGGGGAGGCUGGCGUUUGAACAACUGGAGAAAGGAAACAUCAUGUUCUACCAAGAAGACCUGGAGCAGUGUGGUCUUGAUGUGACAGAGGCCUCGGUGUUAUCAGGAGUUUGUACACAGAUCUUCAAAAGAGAGAGUGUGAUCUUCCAGAAACCAGUCUACAGCUUUGUUCAUCUGAGCAUUCAGGAGUUUCUGGCUGCAGUCUACAUGUACCACUGUUACACCAGCAGGAACACAGAGGUACUGGGUGACUUCCUGGGAGAUGAAGAAGAAGAAGAAGAAGAGGAAGAAGAAGAGGAAGAAGAAGAGGGAGAAGAAGAGGGAGAAGAAGAUGGAGAGGAAGAUGACAAUCAUUACCCAUCUCUGGAUGACUUCCUGCAGAGAGCCAUGGAGAAAUCUCUCAGGAGUGAAAAUGGCCACCUGGACCUGUUUGUCCGCUUUCUUCAUGGCCUCUCUUUGGAGUCCAACCAGAGUCUCUUAGGAGGCCUGCUGGGUCAGACAGACAACAGUCCAGAAACCAUGCAGAGAGUCAUCAACCACCUGAAGAAGAUGAACACUUGGCUUAUCUCUCCUGACAGAAGCAUCAACAUCUUCCACUGUCUGAUGGAGAUGAACGACCGCUCAGUACAUCAGGAGAUCCAAGAGUUCCUGAAGUCAGAGAACAGAUCAGAGAGACUCUCUGAGAUCCACUGCUCAGCUCUGGCCUACAUGCUGCAGAUGUCAGAGGAGGUUCUGGAUGAGUUGGACCUGAAGAAGUACAACACAUCACGGGAGGGUCGACUCAGACUGAUUCCAGCUGUGAGGAACUGCAGAAAGGCUCAACUUCAUGAAUGUUGGCUCUCAGAGACUCACUAUGAAGUUGUUGCCUCAGCUCUGAAGUCCAACCCCUCCCACCUGAGAGAGCUGGACCUGAGAGGAAGCAAGCUGCAGGAUUCAGGAGUGAAGCUCUUGUCUGCCGGAUUGGAGAGUCCACAAUGUAGACUCGAGACUCUUUCACUUGCUAAUUGUGGACUAACAGAGAACAGCUGUGUUUCUCUGACCUCAGCUCUGAAGGUCAACCCCUCCCAUCUGAGAGAGCUGGAGCUGAGCUCGAACAACCUGCAGGAUUCAGGAGUGAAGCAGCUGUCCGAGGGACUGGAGAGUCCAAACUGCGGACUGAAGAGACUGAAACUUAACCACUGUGAACUGUCAGAGAGCUCCUGCUCACAUCUGGCCUCAGCGCUAACCUGCAACCCCUCCCAUCUCAGAGAGCUGGAUCUGAGCUACAACAACCUGCAGGAUUCAGGAGUAAAGUUACUGUCCCUUGGACUGGAGAGCCCACACUGCAGACUGGAGACUCUGUGGUUGAAGAACUGUCUGAUGACAGAGGACAGCUGCUUAUAUCUGGCCUCAGCUCUGAAGGGCAACCCCUCCCAUCUGAGAAGACUGGAUCUGAGUGUCAACAAGCUGCAGGAUUCAGGCCUGGAGUCACUGUCUACUGGGCUGGAGAGUCCAAACUGUGGACUGGAGACUUUAUGGUUGAAAGACUGUCACAUCACAGAUAAAGGCUGUUCAUCUCUGGUCUCAGCUCUGAAGUCCAACCCCUCCCAUCUGAGAGAGCUGGAUCUGAGCCUCAACAAGCUGCAGGAUUCAGGACAGAAGCUGCUCUUUGAUUUUCAGGAGAAUCCAGACUGCAACCUGAAGACUCUGAGGUUUAAAUAAAGUUGGAUUGUACAGAGGACGUCGUUCAACUGUUGCAUCUGAACUCAUAUUCAUCAAAGACGUC